Molecule: messenger RNA, 480 nt
Organism: Sphenostylis stenocarpa
Lineage: Eukaryota; Viridiplantae; Streptophyta; Magnoliopsida; Fabales; Fabaceae
Source: the annotation of a GenBank genome assembly
AUGCGAACUCUCAACCUUAAAUGUAAUGGUAUCGGUGAAGAGCUUCAGAAUGAUCUGCAUACCACCACAAAGACGAAACCUCAGGUGGAGGGUAGAUUCCUCCUGAAUGUUAUAGUCACCCGAGUUCUUUCCAUCCUCAGCCAUCCUCAAGCUAUUUGCCAGCAAAGAUCAAUAUCUGCUGUCGGCGAGGGUUGGCCCAUCCUCGAGCUGCUUACCGGCGAAAAUGAGACGUUGCUGGGCUGGAGGAAUUUCAUCUUUGUCCUGGAUCUUGGCCUUGAUAUUGUCAAUGGUGUCGGAACUCUCAACCUCGAGAGCGAUGGUCUUUCCGGUGAGGGUCUUAACGAAGAUCUGUAUAGUUUUUUUGUUGGGAUCGUCAAUUCUACACCACUUGAUCUCUCUAAGAUACGUGAGGGAAUACCUAACACCGUGCAUUACAUUAGGUCGUAUGAUUGUGAGGCUGUGAUCCUUGCUCCAUCUUAA